AUGACAUAUAAUAAAUACAACAUAUCCACAGGGAUACAGCCAGAAGGGCAUCUUCACGAUGAUGCGGCAAAAAGAAACCUUUUCAGAAUGAUCGGGGCAAAGAAACAUGUUCAAAAUGACGGCACAAAACAAAAUCCUGAAGCUACCAGGAGAAGGAAGCAUCCUCAUAAAGAAAAUAAGAAACAGGACCCCAGCUUAACCAUGCCGCAAAAAAAGGCCCUCUUCCUAGAGAAAAUCGCACACGAGAGAACAUCUUCAGGACGCCGCGAAAAAGUGUACAUCCUCGUAGAAAAGAUGACACACAGAAGAACAUCUUCACGAUCCCGCGGGAGAAGGGAGCAUCCAUAUAAAACGAAUGACACAAAACAGUAUAUUGAGGCUGCCGCCGGAAAAUAG
Plasmodium inui San Antonio 1 is the source of this 396-nucleotide messenger RNA. RefSeq lists its product as hypothetical. Bases 1 to 396 code for a protein of 131 amino acids. The record is from RefSeq and is a predicted model, not a curated record. The transcript has a single exon. Lineage: Eukaryota; Apicomplexa; Aconoidasida; Haemosporida; Plasmodiidae.